This is a messenger RNA of Psilocybe cubensis, 1605 nucleotides long. RefSeq lists its product as uncharacterized. The coding region runs from base 1 to 1605 and encodes 534 amino acids. The record is from RefSeq and is a predicted model, not a curated record. NCBI's taxonomy places the organism in Eukaryota, Fungi, Basidiomycota, Agaricomycetes, Agaricales, Agrocybaceae. Gene Ontology annotation, molecular function: protein binding. The transcript is spliced from 3 exons.
AUGUCGAAAGACCUAGUUGAGAAAUUCAACGCAUUACCUCGUAACCCCAGGUCGCCGUCUGGGUGGGCGCCCAACGAGUGGCACUUUGAUGUUCGAUAUGUUCAACUGGAACCGAACCCAGCUCAUGUUGUGUUCUUUUUUCAACCUCAAUCUCAUCUCAUAUAUACGCUAAGGUUGCCUAUUGACCUAGCCAGCGACGAGGUCAAUCUUAAAUUCUUUCCUGAGACUGCGAAGGAGGCGGCGCCGACGGUUGUCAAAGGCAUUCUUCGCGCGUUUGUUGACAACAUGGGCCGGAACGACAGAAGAAUGUACCCUGAACCUCCAAGUGCGCUCGCUCCGUGGAAACUUAUGACUGACGACAAGGCCCUUGCUACUGCUGUUGGACAUGAACUGAAGCGUGUUGGAGUCAAAUCUGAAGCUCUGUGGGACAUCAGCAUUUCGAGCGAGACAGUUGUUGAUGGUGCUAUGCAGACCUUUGGCCUGUUUUUCCGUAAUCUGGUUAAUGUCUGUGUUCUGGACGAUACUAUGGCUGCUAUCGUUCAGACUCCUGGCCCUAUUGUAUGGGAAGGUUGUCGUGUUCCUAAGGCUGUCUCUGAAAAGCGCAAUGAUCUCGAUGAUGAAGAGAAUAGUGAUUUCCGGGUGAUGCUCGAAUAUACUACCCUUUGGGCCACCGUAUUGCCGUCAGAUGGCACUGAAUACGAGGCCAAGCGGUACCAGGAAAACAGAGAGCGGGAAUUCACGAGAAUCGAGACGCUUUUGAAAGAAAAGCCAGAGCGUAUCAUCAAUGCAGCGGCUGAUCGAGGAGACGCCGAUGCAGCCUUGGAUUAUGGGAUGAGGCUUACGGUUGGUUUAGGGUGUAAACGCAACCGCAAACGUGCCCGCGAUUAUCUCGUUAAGGCUGCACAUUCCGAAAGCGCCUCGAAAACGAUCAAGGCCAUGGCUCAUGGCGUUCUUAUAGAAUGGUAUUUGCACAGUGAUAGAAUCACUCCUCGGUACGCUUUUGCAGCCUCACAUCACUGCAACGAAGCUGCACAGUUGUGUGCUGAGGUUUCCGGUUCAGAUGUAUGCGCAUCUCCGGCCGUGCUUUGGUUUAUGAAAAAGACGUUCAAAACCCUGGCUGAGGAUGUCCCCGAAUUUUAUAUCUGGUUUAUCGAGGCUGUCGAUGCGUUGGAAGCGAGAGACAGACAAUAUGAGGAAAAUCAGGCCAAGAUAGCGCGAAAGAGGGCGCUAAAUGCGUCUCGAUAUCGAUGUGCUGCUCCGGGAUGUGAGAUUGAAGCAGAUAAAGGCUCGAAGCUGUCACGGUGCUCUGGUCCAUGUGAUAUCGACAAGAAGCCUUAUUAUUGCACCCAAGAGUGUCAGAGAGAAGACUGGCGGAAUCAUAAACCAUUUUGUCGCCCCGGAGCGGAGAGCUCAGUUAUCGAUGAUGGGACGAAGUACGACCUUGCAGAAACGUCACCUGCUCGGAAGACUGUGGAUGGGGCGUUGAUGAUUCCCAUUACGUUCAGGGAAAGUGGCAAGACUCUUAUGGUUUGCUCAACUACGAUGGACGCGAAGAUGUUGAAGGAAAUGAAAAGAUACAACGAGAUGGAUAUUGGACAGGCGUAA